Messenger RNA from Morus notabilis, 4459 nucleotides. RefSeq names its product disease resistance protein RPP8. Gene Ontology annotation, molecular function: ADP binding. NCBI's taxonomy places the organism in Eukaryota, Viridiplantae, Streptophyta, Magnoliopsida, Rosales, Moraceae. The record is from RefSeq and is a predicted model, not a curated record. The transcript has 2 exons. Bases 72 to 4163 code for a protein of 1363 amino acids. Gene Ontology annotation, biological process: defense response to other organism.
CUUAUUGUACCAUUUCCUCUAAAGCAACAAACCUGCUAAAAUACAUUAAGCGUAGCGUGCAGGGUGAGAAAAUGGAGUGGGCCGUCGUGGAGGAGGCAGCAGUGGCUCAGCUAUUCAGAUCUCCGACGUCGUUGGAGUCCAAGUCAGGCUCUCCAAGCUUUGGUGCGGUUCUCUUCACUUAUUUUCUUGAAUACCAAACAUCAGAUUUCAAAUCAACCAAGGCCAGUAGUAAUGCAUUCCUCGACUCUAUACAAAGUGAUAAUGCUUACUUCUAUCUCAUCUUUGCUGUGACCUUGUUUUGGUUUAACUUAAACCACAUAUCUUUUUACCAUGUCCUCUUUUGCAUCUCUGUUAUCACAACGUGUCUUUUCAUCUUUGUGAAUUACUUGGCGUUUCUCUUCUUGGAAAACGACAUCAAAUGGAUUGGCAGAGAAUCGAGGUUGUUGUGCGCCAUUGUGGAAGCUGCUGAUGGAAUUGAGUCUUUGAGCGAUCAAAUAAGAAGCAAAGCUCAUCGAGUACGGAAUUCCGAACUCGACUCGGGUGUGGUGAAUGUAGGACUGAACGAGCCUGAGGUAGUUUGGGUGGAUAAGACCAGGAAUGUAAUUUUGAAAGCAGAGGAUUUGGUUAAGGACUUUGAGAGUAAAAAGAAAAGAGAGAUAACUCUCCGCAAAAUGUCUUUCUCAAUGCUUCACUUUAUGGAGGUAGACGAGCUUUUAAAGGAGACUAGGCUGGUCAAGGAUGAGAUUAACGGUAUCUUUGUCAUGAAGUAUAUGCGUAAAAUCAACAUAUGCGAAUCGUUGGAGAAGUCUUGGUCUACAAUUAGAAAGUUGUUGGACAGGCCUAUUGAAGAACAGGAGAACAAGUUGGUAAAAUCUAGAUUACAAGUUGGCAGGGGUGGUUUCCUUUCCUCUCUUGUGAAGAAAGUACAUAGUAUGGUGGUACUGAUCGAUCGAAUCAAAGGUUUAAAUGGCGGCCAAUCCCCACUGUACCUGGUAAUAAUUGAGCUGCAAUUGUUGUUGUUGUAUCCUUUCCUGCAACACGUCGAAGGGCUUCAACUCGAGAGUGAAAUAGGAAAGGCCUGGUUGAAGGAAGUGGAUGAAAUCGUUGGGGAAGCGCAACUUUCCAUUGAAGCAUUCUCGAAAGCAACGGCAUGUCAAGUUUGGUGGCUUAGAGGUCCACACAUUAUAAAAAGAUGGAAAGCUCGGCGAAAGCUUGAGGCAGACAUUAAGCGCAUAGAUGUCUGCUUCUCUGAGCUUUUUGAAAGGAAGGAAAGGUAUGGCUUCAAAUUCAUCAUAAGAGAUUCUUCAAAGUCCUCUAAGUACUGUAAUGGAGAUGGAGAAGAGAAAGUUUUGUCUGUCGUAAAAGAUAUUCGCUACUUCCUUGAUCAGAGGUGCCUACAAUUAGGCUGGGUGGCGGGUAAGCUGAAGUUACUGUGUGAUCAGCUGCAGAAUAUGCUUGAACUGUUAAAUGAUGCAGAAACAACAUAUGCUGGCAUAAACAGCCUCAGAAAUGCGUGGUUUGAUCAAAUGAAGAAUGUUGCAAACAUUGCAGCCGAAUCGAAGAAAGCCUUUCGGAUCAAUUCCGAGAGUGGCUAUGGGAGCUAUGAUAGGUUGAGGAGUACAAGAGCUAGGCUGCAGUUUUCGCACGAAAUCGACCAAAUCAAGCAUCGGAUUCAUGUUAUUGAAAAAAGCUUAAGUGCCUACAGCAUUGAACUAAGAGAAGAGUCAAGUUCUGUGGUUGGUCUAGAAGAAGACGUGGAUGCAUUGGUCUCAAAAUUAACUGCCGAGAGUAGAGAUGGCGAUUGUGUUUGUGAUGUUUGUUCCAUUGUAGGAAUGGAAGGCAUAGGUAAGACAACUUUGGCGAAAAAAGUGUAUGGCCAUAGAGCUAUUGAACAAGGUUUUCCUACCCGCGCGUGGGUUAAUGUACCUAAAAAACGCGACGAUGAAUUAUCAUUCCUAGAAGACAUAGGAAAGCAGGUUCUAGGCCGGCAUGAGAAAGAGAUCAAUUCCAGAGAAGAACAGUACUGGAAGAGUAUGGUAAGUGCUUUUUUAAACAAGGGCAAGUACUUACUAGUUCUGGACAAUGUGUCAACAACGGAAGCUUGGGACACACUGAUGAAACUAUUGGAGUUAAGGACAUUGAAAGGGGGAAGAGUUGUACUAACCACGCAGAACGAGAAAGUCGCUGAACUAGCUGAUUGUUACUCAAGUAGGAAACUUCGCCACAGAAUUCGUCUGCGAACAAAGGAUGAGAGCUUUUGUUUACUAAAGCAGAUGGUGUACAUUUCUUCAGGAGAAGAAACAAUAGCAGAAGAUAUUGUACGUGGAUGUUUGGGCUUGCCUUUUUCCAUUAUGCGCGUUGGAUACAUGAUGUUGAAGCAAGAAGUCACCGCUUUGGAGGCUCUUGAGACAGUGCCGUUGUUGAAAAGCGCAACCAGUGAAGAGUUGCCUCCGCGUUUGAAGCCAUUGCUUGAACACUUUGAAUUGUUUCCGGGGGACUUUGAAAUCCCUGCUAGGAGACUAAUUACUUUGUGGGUUUCAGAAGGAUUGGUAAAAAAAAGCGAAGGCGAGAACCAAACUCUCGAACACAAGGACCAAACUCUCGAACCCAAGAACCAAACUCUCAAACAAGUUGCCGAGAAGUGUCUUUCUGAGCUGAUUGAUCAGGGCAUUGUUCAGGUAGUCAAGAGAAAGGCAAAUGGAAAAGUCAAGACGUGUUGCUUGCCACUAAGAUCCAAACCAUGUUCUCUCCAGUUUUCACGAGAAUCCCACCAGAGAAUCCAACAAGUCAGAUCAGUUCAGAGACUUGCUCAUCAUUAUAACAACGAAAACCGUAGUUUUUGCCUAAUUCACAGUGGCUCAACACAUGAUCAACUAGACAAAAGAAAGCUUCACUCUUUCUUCCCUUGUGAUCCUCAAGAAGACGAUGAGCCCGGAGAAGACAUAGGCUUCUUUCUUCGCAUGGGGAAAGAGACUCAAGAAGACGAUGAUACUCAAGAAGAUGAUGAUCCUCAAGAAGACGAUGAUCCUCAAGAAGACGAUGAUUGGAUUUCGCUAGAGUACAAAGAUCUUUGCUCAUUUCUCUCUUUCGAUCCUCGAGAAGGAAAUGAACCGGGAGAGCAAAUAGGCAAUUUCCUCCGCAGGGGAAUUGCUCGCGGUUUCUUCCAAGGAUUGCAGGUGCUUGAUCUUGAAGGUGUGUUCAGACCUGAAUUGCCUAAGAACAUAGGAAAACUAAAGAAGUUGAGGUAUUUAGGCUUAAGGUGGACUUACCUUCAGAGCAUACCCUCGUCUAUAGGCGAAUUAGCUCACCUUGAAACCUUGGAUUUGAAGCAUACUUGUGUCGACACUCUGCCGAGCUCAGUAUGGAAAUUGCAAAGACUUCGACAUUUGUACUUGGACAAGAGUUAUCGAAGUAAAUUCAUGAGAAAUCCAAGUGGGAGUUCCCUAAAAAGCCUCGAAAGUUUAUGGGGCGUGUUUGUGGACAAGAAUAGUCCUUUGAUGGAUUGCUUGGACAAGAUGACCAAUCUUAGAAAAUUAGGAUUGGCAUUCCAGUUAGAUAAGCGAGAGGGAAAGAGGCUAGCAGGUCGGAUUAUGAAACUGAAGCACCUCCAAACUUUGAAGCUAAGAUCGAUCGAUGAAAGGAGUAAGCCCGGAAAGUUAUUCUUGAAGCUUUCAGGCCUUGGGAAUCUCUCCAGCCUAAACUUGUUUGGGAGGCUAAAAAAUACUCUUGUGAUAGAUAAAUUCCCCAAGCAACUUACUGAGCUUACCUUGUCAGCUUCUGGCCUUUCAAAUGAUACAAUGUCUAAGCUAGGGAAACUCCUGAACCUUAAGUUACUCUGCUUCUAUUCUAACUCUUAUGGAGGGAUACAAAUGGUUUUCUCUGACGAAGACUUUCCUCAGCUUCUAGUAUUAAAGCUAUGGAAGCUAGAAGAAUUGGAAGACUUGGUAUUUCAUGAGAAAGCGCUGCGAAAUCUCCGGGAGUUGGAGACUAGGUCCUGUAAGAAACUGAAGGUCCCAUAUGAAUUGAAGAACUUAAAGACUCUACUUGAAUUGAAGCUGACUAACAUGCCUGAGGAGUUUGUUAGGGAGAUUGAUAAUAACAAGGGACAAAUUUGGAAGGAUACUACUCAUUCUCCAUCAAUCAAAAUCGUCGACGACUUUUAGAAUUCAUGCCGAAUAACAGAACUGCGAGCUUUCAACUUUGAUUACCGAUUAUGGAGCAGUAAUUGAAGGAAGCCAGAUAAGUCUGUCCUGGGUUUUGUUUGGUCUAAAGGGACUUUCCAUUAGUACUGCUAAGAGGGGUUAAAAACAAAGUGCUUUAUUGUCUUGUUCUAUGCUAAUUGUUAAUAUUUGUUUUUGAAGCUCUUUUGUACAAUGGAUGGAGACCAAAUUGUAGUGCUACGAACAUAAAUAAUGAUUUACUAUAUAAUGUUGAUGUCAAGUGGAUUGGUUGAAAAUAG